AUGGCUGAAGAAUAUGUGCUCCCUGCAAAGGACAUCAUCGACAAUGCCAGAACGAAGCUCCUCUACACAGUGCCAACAGAAGGCUUAGGAGAAGAUGCAGUCAAACAUCACCUCGAGACUCAUAUCGCUCCAGCUCUGAACCGACAAAGCCAGUCACCGACCUACUACGGCUUCGUAACAGGCGGUGCCACCCCAGCAGCGAAACAUGCGGAUCAUCUCGCCGUCGAACACGACCAAAAUGUGCAAGUCCAUCUACCCGACGACACAAUAUGCACAGACGUGGAGGACGCUGCCCUACGAAUGGUCUGUGAUUUGCUUCGUCUAGACCAUCAUGACUGGCAGCAUCGGACCUUCACUACUGGGGCAACUGCUAGCAACAUCGUCGGUCUUGCGUGCGGACGCGAGUAUGUCAUACGCGAAGCAGCAAAACGCAAAGGCAAGGACGUGAACGCCUACAACAUCAGCGAGCGUGGCCUGUUCACAACGAUGUUGGAGCUGGAUCUCUCCAGUAUCCAAAUUUUAACAACAGCCCCCCAUUCCUCCCUCCGAAAAGCAGCCUCAAUCCUCGGUCUCGGCAGAGAAAGCGUCCAAGAUCUCGGCCUCUACCAAACCCCCCACAACUUCGACUUCAACGCCCUAGAAGCAGCCCUCCAAAAGCCCAACACCGCCUCAAUCAUCGUCGUCUCCUGCGCCGAAGUCAACACCGGCUUCUUCGCCACUUCCGGCAACGACAUGCAUAGCCUCCGCUCCCUGGCCACCAAAUACAACGCCUGGACCCACAUCGACGCCGCAGUCGGCCUCCCAGCCCGCUUCCUGCCCUCUGGCGAUAACACUCUCAGCGCGAUUUACGAUGGAGUCAAGGACAUUGAACUCGCCGACUCCAUCACAGGCGAUGCCCACAAACUCUUCAACGUCCCCUACGACUGCGGCAUCUUCCUCUCCCGCCACCUGGGGCUCGGGAUGCAAGUCUUCCAAAACGUUGGCGCCGCCUACCUCGCCACUGGCCUUACCUCUAGCGUCCCCUCUCCAUUAAACAUCGCAAUCGAAAACAGCCGACGCUUCCGCGCCUUACCCGUCUACGCCACGCUCGCAGCGUAUGGUCGGUCAGGCCUGGGGGAUACUCUCAAGCGUCAAAUCGCCCUUGCACGAAGCAUUGCACAAUUCAUCGCAAGCGAGCCUGGGUUUGAAAUUUUGCCUAGGUCACCACCUUCGUUCAAUAAGGUGAAGGAGCAAGGGAUCAGCCGGAUUUAUAUUGUCGUGCUGUUUCGUGCUACGGAUGAUGCGUUGAAUAAGGAAUUGGUGCAGAGAAUCAACGCUACCCGGAAGAUUUUCGUGAGUGGGACGCAGUGGGAUGGACAGCCGGCUGCGAGGUUUGCGCUGUCGAAUUGGCAGGUUGAUGUGGAGAGGGAUAUGGCUUUGAUUACGGAGGUUCUGAGGGGAGUGCUGAAGGAUUGA
Molecule: messenger RNA, 1455 nt
Organism: Fulvia fulva
Lineage: Eukaryota; Fungi; Ascomycota; Dothideomycetes; Mycosphaerellales; Mycosphaerellaceae
Product: L-2,4-diaminobutyrate decarboxylase
Exons: 1
Coding region: 1-1455 (484 amino acids)
Biological process (GO): carboxylic acid metabolic process
Molecular function (GO): pyridoxal phosphate binding; carbon-carbon lyase activity
Source: RefSeq, a predicted model, not a curated record